AUGUCGUGUCCAGAUUUGUCGAGAGUGGUUUCGCAGACGGUGGAGAUAUUGGCGAAUGAGGCUGUGUGGGAGAGGGAGUGUGGUUCGUAUGGGUAUGGGGAGGGCGUGCAUGGAAGUUUGUCGAGGAAGUUAGAUCAGAUUAUCACGUUGAUUGAUGAGGGGUUGUUCAAUCGGGAGAGGGAUUUGGAGUUUGCUUCUCCGGUUUAUGAUGAUGAUUACUAUCAGGCGGUGCCGGGGUUCAGGAAGUCAAAGCAUAUGCAGAAUGCAGCAGAGUAUUUUUCGAAGGUUUAUCUUUACUAUAACUCAAGACUGCCAGCUCAGUUACCACCGCUCAAGCUCAUAUAUACACCAACAUACACGCUUCUCCGUUUGGCCGCACGAUACUCGCGCCAGGUCUACCAGAAGCCCAUUGGACCCGAGCGGCAGUGCUACAUCGAUGCGGAUUGGCGGCAGGGUACCAAGGCCAUGGUCAUCAAGUCGAUCCCUCUCGAUCAUAGAAACGCUAUCGUCUUCGCGAUUCGCGGCACCCAAAGUUUCCGCGACUGGACAAUCAACCUGAAAACCGAUCCGAAGUCCCCGGAGGGACUUCUUGACGACCCAGAUAACCUCUGUCACGCCGGAUUCUUAUCUGUUGCACGGAAGAUGGUGGGUCCUGUCGCAGCUCGCCUGCGCAGUUUGCUAGCCGAGGAUCCCAAUCGGGUGGCGCAUUCUCUAAUCAUCACAGGACACUCCGCGGGGGGUGCGGUUGCUAGUCUGCUGUUUUGCCAUAUGCUCUCGGAGUAUGUACAGUCGGAACUGACUCAUCUGCGUCCGUUUUUCAAACGGGUACACUGUGUGACAUUCGGGUCGCCACCGGUGUCCAUCCGGCCGUUGCAGCUUCCCCAGUGGAAUGCCCGGUCACCCAAAAGGUCCAUGUUCUUUUCAUUCAUCAACGAGGGUGAUCCUGUGCCACGUGCAGAGAAAGCCUACUUGCGUUCUCUAUUGGACCUGUACGUGUCACCUACCAAGGCGCAGGGCGAGUCUAGAAACUGGAAAGUUCCCCGAGCGACACUGUCAGCUGCUGGACGGUUGGUGCUGCUGCGGAGAAAGCAGCUAGUCAUGUACCCGAGUCUACCCGUCUCUGAGGGGGUCGAGGCGAGUAUUAUCACUCAUGGACAGUUACGGGAAGUGGUGUUUGGAGACCCUCUGAUGCACACGAUGGAUCUGUAUGCGAAGCGGAUCGAGGAGUUGGCCCGCAAUGCGGUACAUUACUCGGUUUACUCGCCAUGA
Molecule: messenger RNA, 1269 nt
Organism: Aspergillus ruber CBS 135680
Lineage: Eukaryota; Fungi; Ascomycota; Eurotiomycetes; Eurotiales; Aspergillaceae
Product: lipase family protein
Exons: 3
Coding region: 1-1269 (422 amino acids)
Biological process (GO): lipid metabolic process
Source: RefSeq, a predicted model, not a curated record